This is a messenger RNA of Rosa rugosa (rugosa rose), 1064 nucleotides long. RefSeq lists its product as uncharacterized. NCBI's taxonomy places the organism in Eukaryota, Viridiplantae, Streptophyta, Magnoliopsida, Rosales, Rosaceae. The coding region runs from base 161 to 700 and encodes 179 amino acids. The transcript has 2 exons. The record is from RefSeq and is a predicted model, not a curated record.
GAAGAAUGUAUGGGCUGAAAUUGAUCAGAAGCGUCCUUUCAAGAUCAAGAAUCAGGAAGAUCUUGUGUGGUACCAGAAGGAGAAGGAGCUAGAAAGGGUACAUGUCUUCCUGAGAGGGCUUGAUGAGAAGCAUAGCAGUGCCAAGGGAGAAUUGCUCAGAAUGACAGACCCUCCUAGUUUGAACACAGCUUUUACAUACAUCCGCAAGGAUGAGUCUCAGCAGGAGAGUGUCAAACAUGCACAGGUUGAAGUAUCUAGCCUAGCCAUUCAGGCCAAGUCACCGGCACCUUUCCUUCAGCAGCAAAGUUCAGCCCCACUUCAUCAGCAAGGUUUCCCACAAGGCUUCCGCCCUCGACCUCAAUGUUCUUAUUGCAAUGACCUUGGGCAUGUUCGGGAGACUUGUUGGAAGUUGAACCCACACCUUAAACCUAAAAAGCAAGGUUAUCGUCCUAAGGCAAAAGCAGCUGCUGUUCAAUUGGUCCAAGAACCGGAUUUCUAUGGAGUGGCUGGCCAAGAUCAUCAUACAGCAGGUGGAGCUACUCCCACAGCCUCCAUAGCUGGUCGAGGUAAAAUUGGAUCUUCUCACCAGGGAGAUAAUCGGUCGGGGGUAUCUGAGGGGCAGGUUGUUCCAUCUGGAUCAGACAUACGCAGGAGAGAAACCAGGAGCAGAGUCCCGCACCGCUUUGACUUCGAGUUCUGAUAAGCUAAGUGAAAUUUGGUUGUGGCAUCGCCGUUUAGGGCAUCCCUCCUUCAGUCUUAUGAGAAAAACCAUGCCUACUUUGUUUAUUGGUGUGGAUGAGUCUAUUUUACAUUGUGAAACAUGUGUUUUGGCCAAGAGUCAUCGUGCUACUUACUCUCCUAGUAUUUCAAAUAAAAGUGUUGCUCCUUUUGAAUUGAUUCAUUCUGAUGUUUGGGGGCCAUCUAGAGAACCCACUGUGUCGGGUAUGAGAUACUUUGUGUUGUUUAUUGAUGAUUGUACGAGAUUGUCAUGGGUUGCUCUUCUAAAAACCAAAGAUGAAGUCUUUCCAGCUUUUCAAACUUUUCGUACUCUCGUUCAAACACAA